CAUGUGCAUCUCUCAGUCAAGAUGAGCUCCAUCGAAGAGGACUACGGGUAACUGACAUCACUUACUCUGGGGUGGCAACCCCCUCCCUUUCUAACCUCCAAGGAGCUUUCCAGUUGGGAAGAUUUUCUUGACUUUGAAAAUGAGAAAUAUGUGGUCCCUUAUCUCUUGUCUGGGCAAGGCCCAGCUUCCUCUCCUGAUGGUCCUGCAUUUUGGAGUUUUGGAGCUUGGAUAUUCCACAGGGAAUAAACUCCAUCUGCUUACCCUGGGGGAGGGGAGCAUCUACCGCCUGGCUCAGCUCCAUUUAGCAGAGGGAGUCCAUGAAGGCUUUAUUCAAGGUGUGCAGGAUGAUGGUUUGAUUUACACAUAUUGUGGAAUGAUCACCACAGUAUGCGUAGUUAACAUCUCAUAUUCAGAGUGAUUCAUAAAGGACACGGCCCAGAACACACAAAACCACCAGUAAUGGGUCAGCAGCUGCCACGUCACGACCCCCUGACAUCACAUCCAUAUGUGAAUGUCUUCACUCACCAGGCCGGGUCCAGGAUCUCAAUUCACUCUGCAGGACGGGCCAGCAGGACGCAAACGAUAAAGAAUAUGUCACUUCCGGCCUUCAUACCAGUCCUAGGAAUUGACCUGACAAAUAUUAACUAGGCUGCCGUGAUUGUCAAACACUAUUUUCCUGCGGGUAGGAGGCGAGGCGGUACUGAAGACCCAGGGCCCCCAGCCCAGGGACCUUGCUAGGAUGGGGCCGGCGUGGCUGUGGCUGCUGGGAGCUGGGAUCCUGGCCUCUGUCCACUGUCAGCCCUUUCCUGCCCAUGGAGAUAAGAGCCUGAGGGUGCCUGAAGCCCCGCGUGGUCAGCUCUCAGAGUCCCUCCCCGCCUACCAGAAAAUCACACCCACCCUUACCAGCUUCGCUUUGCGUCUGUACAAGCAGCUGGCAGCAGAAACCCCAGGAAACAUCUUCUUCUCCCCAGUGAGCCUCUCUAGCACCCUGGCCCUGCUCUCUCUGGGGGUGCAAGCUGAUACCCGGACUCAGAUCCUGGAGGGCCUCGGCUUCAAUCUCACCGAGACCCCAGAAGCCGACAUCCACCGGGGUUUCCAGAGCCUCAUCCACACCCUUGACCUACCUAGCCCCAAAUUGGAACUGAAACUAGGCAACUCUCUGUUCCUGGACACGCAGCUGAAGCCUCAGCAGCACAUUUUGGACAACAUCAGGGAGCUGUAUGGAGUUUUUGCCUUUUCUGCCAACUUCACAAACUCUGAUGCAACUAGGAAGCAGAUUAAUGGCUACGUGAGCAGGCAAACGUACGGGCAGGUCGUGGACUGCCUGGAGGAGUUCACCCAAGACACGCUCAUGGUUCUCUUGAAUUAUAUGUUCUUUAAAGCCAAGUGGAAGCAUCCUUUCAAUCGUUACCAGACCCAGAAGCAAGAGAGCUUCUUUGUGGAUGGGAGGACCUCUCUCCGCAUCCCCAUGAUGCACCAGAAGGAAAUGCACAGGUUCCUCUAUGACCAGGAGGUGGCCUGCACUGUCCUGCGGCUGGAAUACAGUGGAAAUGCCCAGGCCCUGCUGAUCCUCCCUGACCCAGGGAAGAUGGCACAGGUGGAGGCCGCUUUGCAGCCAGAGACCCUGAAGAAAUGGGAUAAAUUGCUCCUCCCCAGUGCUUCUCCGUCUGAUUCUCUCCCCAGCCUGCUGGAUUUGCACCUGCCAAAGUUUUCCAUUUCUGGAACAUAUAACCUGGAAGAGAUACUUCCCCAUAUUGGUCUCACUGGCUUAUUCAACUCAGAAGCUGACUACUCAGGAAUCACUGGGCAGCUCAACAGAACCAUCUCCAGGGUGUCACACAAGGCGACAGUGGAUGUGAGUGAGCGGGGAACCGAGGCAGCUGUGGCCUCCAGCCUCCUCUCCCAGCCUCGGUCUCUGAACGUGACGUCGGCCCCACACGCCCGUUUCAACCGGCCUUUCCUCCUGCUCCUUUGGGAGGUGACCACCGAGAGCCCACUCUUCCUGGGAAAAGUUGUCAACCCAGCUGCUGGGUGACCAUUGUGGGAGGCCAGGGGGCGUCUUGUCCAUUUUUAAAAAAACAGGAGGGCCAGCACCAACCUGCAUCUCAGGGAUGCUGUGAGGACCAGUGAAUCUGUGCAAAGAUGCUAAUAAAGUUGACCCUGGGUUUUGUGAA
This is a messenger RNA of Bubalus bubalis (water buffalo), 2174 nucleotides long. It is a transcript of the gene SERPINA11, whose product is annotated as serpin family A member 11. Lineage: Eukaryota; Metazoa; Chordata; Mammalia; Artiodactyla; Bovidae. Gene Ontology annotation, molecular function: serine-type endopeptidase inhibitor activity. The record is from RefSeq and is a predicted model, not a curated record. The transcript has 5 exons. Bases 740 to 2035 code for a protein of 431 amino acids. Gene Ontology annotation, biological process: negative regulation of endopeptidase activity.